Messenger RNA from Prosopis cineraria, 1461 nucleotides. RefSeq names its product signal peptide peptidase-like. The record is from RefSeq and is a predicted model, not a curated record. Bases 290 to 1315 code for a protein of 341 amino acids. The transcript has 12 exons. Gene Ontology annotation, molecular function: aspartic endopeptidase activity, intramembrane cleaving. Lineage: Eukaryota; Viridiplantae; Streptophyta; Magnoliopsida; Fabales; Fabaceae. Gene Ontology annotation, cellular component: lumenal side of endoplasmic reticulum membrane; membrane; cytoplasmic side of endoplasmic reticulum membrane. Gene Ontology annotation, biological process: membrane protein proteolysis.
UAAAAUAAAAUGCCAGUAUCGAUAUUCCAUUUUUGCAAGCGCUCUGGUCUUGGUAAAAUUUAAAAGUUAAAACCCUACUCUUGAAAAGUGUGCAAUUCUUCGUCUCUACCUUGGCCUGUCCGAUCUGCAACGGAUGCGGACUUAGACAGGAACAAGUUGCGUGGAAACCAAAACUACAACAAUCUUCUGCGCGAGGAGGUUUCAUUUCUUGGGGAGGCCAUAAACAACUGGCUUCGGUCCAGUAGAUCCACAGUUUUUCACAAUAAUUUGACAUAUUAAGGCGAUAAAGAUGAAAAACACGGAGCGAAUUGCGAAUUUCGCUUUAGCAGGUUUAUCAUUGGCUCCACUUCUUAUGAAAGUAGAUCCAAACCUAAAUGUUGUCUUGACUGCAUGCCUCACUGUGUUUGUGGGAUGUUAUCGCUCUGUCAAACCAACUCCGCCUUCUGAGACAAUGUCCAAUGAACAUGCGAUGCGGUUUCCCUUUGUUGGCAGUGCGAUGUUGUUAUCGCUUUUCUUGCUCUUCAAGUUUCUAUCUAAGGAUUUGGUGAAUGCUGUGUUGACAGCCUACUUCUUUGUGCUUGGGAUUGUGGCUCUUUCGGCAACAUUAUUACCAUCUAUCAAGCGGUUCCUGCCAAAGGAUUGGAAUGAGAACCUUAUUGUUUGGCAUUUUCCUUAUUUCCGUUCUUUGGAGAUUGAAUUUACAAGGUCACAGAUUGUUGCUGCAAUCCCUGGGACCUUCUUUUGUGCAUGGUAUGCUAGGCGGAAGCAUUGGCUGGCAAAUAAUAUUUUGGGUCUUGCUUUCUGUAUUCAGGGAAUUGAAAUGCUUUCUCUUGGGUCUUUCAAGACUGGUGUCAUUCUCUUGGCUGGACUUUUUGUAUAUGAUAUUUUCUGGGUCUUUUUUACUCCAGUGAUGGUUAGUGUUGCAAAAUCAUUUGAUGCUCCAAUAAAGCUUUUGUUCCCAACUUCAGAUUCUGCUAGGCCAUUUUCGAUGCUUGGCCUGGGUGACAUUGUUAUCCCAGGGAUUUUUGUUGCACUGGCCUUGCGUUUUGAUGUGUCUAGAGGGAAGGCACCUCAGUAUUUCAAGAGUGCAUUUUUGGGAUACGCUGUCGGCUUGGUUCUUACCAUUGUUGUGAUGAACUGGUUCCAGGCUGCACAGCCUGCACUUUUGUAUAUUGUACCUGCUGUAGUUGGAUUUUUGGCUGCUCAUUGCAUAUGGAAUGGUGAUGUCAAACAGUUGUUGGAGUUCGAUGAGUCAAAGACUGCCAGUUCAUCUAAAGAAGAAAGUGAUUCCAAAUCUAGCAAGAAGGUUGAGUGAGUGACAGUGCCUUCAAUACCGUAGAACUUCUCGUGUCAGGAGAUAUACUAUUAUUCUCUGGGGACCUCAUUGCCUUUCAAAGCUAACUUAUUCGGAAGAACGCCUCUGUAACAGAUUUUGUGAUCGAGAAAAUUAUUAGUAUUUUA